CUAUCAAGCGAUACAUUUCAGUGGUUCUAUUCCCCACGUUGACAGCAACCACAAUUUGGGCGGAUUACAGUCGUACUCAGAAGUGGAAGAAAAGCCAAGCCGAAGCUAAAAACUCCGUAGUGCAGAACCUAUAAGAUGACUGCAGCAAGUAAAGCGUUAUUCUACAAGCAACUUAAAUAUGUACCCAUUCCUUUUAUAUUCUUUGCAAUUGGUCAUUAUUUUGAUCAACAAGAAGUGUAUAGAAUGUCAGGUUUGAAAGAUAAAACGGCAUUGUAUAGACGAGAAGUAGCGCCUGGCGAAUCUCCUACUUGGUAAUUGAAGAUAGGUGAUGUUACUUCGGUAGCUGACCUGUAGCACAUGUUUAUGUAUAAUAAAUAAUUAUCACCCCAAAAAA
This is a messenger RNA of Orussus abietinus, 394 nucleotides long. RefSeq names its product NADH dehydrogenase [ubiquinone] 1 beta subcomplex subunit 1 (gene ND-MNLL). The transcript has a single exon. The record is from RefSeq and is a predicted model, not a curated record. Lineage: Eukaryota; Metazoa; Arthropoda; Insecta; Hymenoptera; Orussidae. The coding region runs from base 136 to 315 and encodes 59 amino acids. Gene Ontology annotation, cellular component: mitochondrion.